Brachypodium distachyon (stiff brome) is the source of this 396-nucleotide messenger RNA. Its product is annotated as antifreeze protein Maxi-like. NCBI's taxonomy places the organism in Eukaryota, Viridiplantae, Streptophyta, Magnoliopsida, Poales, Poaceae. The record is from RefSeq and is a predicted model, not a curated record. The transcript has a single exon. The coding region runs from base 1 to 396 and encodes 131 amino acids.
AUGGGAGCUCGUGGAGUCGCCGCUGCCUACGACACCGCAGGAGCCGGUGGAGGACUCGCCUCGGUGCCGGCAACCACUGAGGGUGUGGCAGCCACCACGGCCGCUAGGAUGGUUGCCGCCAGGCCGCUGGCAGCCGCAGCUGGGGCGGUUGCCACCGCGGCACCGGCGGCUGUCGCAGGGGAGGCUACCGCCGUGGCCGCCAAGGAGGGAGCCACCGCUGGGGCGGCCGCCGCUAUAGCAGACGAGGAGGUGGCCGCGGCCGCUGGGCGCGCCCUUGAUCGGCGCACAAUCAGGGGCCUGUCGUCGUCGCUCUCCUCCUCCUCUUCGUCACCCAUGGGGAUGACUUCCCAGGUGGCGGCGACCCGGCUGGUCUCAUCGUUCGAGGGCGGGUCGUAA